This is a messenger RNA of Ectocarpus siliculosus, 972 nucleotides long. Lineage: Eukaryota; Phaeophyceae; Ectocarpales; Ectocarpaceae. The record is from the annotation of a GenBank genome assembly.
AUGAAACGGUCAACUCCAUUCUACCAUUCUACGAACAAGCACUAUCUGCCAACGUGGUUAUUCCACCUGCUGUACAAUACUCCUUCUUUUUCCUUCCGCCUGUACCUCUGCGAGCGCAGGGUUUCCGAUUUUCGGCGUGCACUGGCGGGGGCGGCCGUUCUGAUCGGAUUGGCGCAGUCGUCGUCGGGGAGCGGCUGGAGUGGUCUUCGCGCCGGGCAGAACUACGGCGAUGUCAGUAACGUCGACGCCACGCACGACGCAAGACUGGGCCUGGGCGGCGGCGAGUGGGGGGGCGUACGCUCGCUCCAGGAGGCGACCGACCCGCUGUGCAGCUUGCCGGAGGAAGAUCCUUGCACGUUGAACACCACGGCCAUCGGCAUGGUGGAAUGGGGCACCUCCACUUACUACGACGGCACAUGCGAGGCGGGGACUCAAGGCUGCUACACUGACGGGAUCCGCGAAUGCCGGACGUGCUAUCUAUCCACUGAAAUCUACAUGGAUGAAACUAAUGCCACCGAGGCCUCUCGCCCACCGUGGGCCAUGUGCCCGUGUUGCGUUCCCGCGACGCUCGAAAGCGGCCACGACGACGUCGAGGUCAGGGCGUUCAACUACUCGGUGUUCACUAUCUCGGCAAGCGACUGUACCAUCACCCCCACAUUUACGCCACUGGUCAGCACUGAAGCUCCCGCUGCCGUCGAUGGUGCGCAGCCAGUCACCACUCCUACUCCCGUUGAUCCUCCGACAGACACACCACCUGUUGCUCCUACGCCGGAGCCUACUGAAACGCCAGUUCCAUCCAUUCCAACCCCCGCACCGGAUGGUGGUGUCGACGAAGGGGGUGCCGAUGCUUCCGACAAGAAUGACGGGUUGAGCAUGGGGGCCAAGAUCGGAAUCGGUGUUGCCGCGGCCGCCGGCGUCAUAUUCCUCGGCAUCGUAGGAUUCGCCGCCAUCAAAGCUUCCCGCAAGGGUUGA